Molecule: messenger RNA, 531 nt
Organism: Thlaspi arvense
Lineage: Eukaryota; Viridiplantae; Streptophyta; Magnoliopsida; Brassicales; Brassicaceae
Source: the annotation of a GenBank genome assembly
AUGGCUCAGAGGACAGAGAAAGAAGAGACGGAAUUCAAGGUCGUCCCGGAAACCAUAACUCUCUGCGUUAACAACUGCGGCGUUACCGGCAACCCCGCCACCAACAACAUGUGCCAGAAGUGCUUCAACGCCACUACUGCCACCACCUCAUCGUCCUCCGCUGCCGGGAUCACGACUCCUCUCAAUUUCUCAGCUGGAGGCGGCGAUAAGAGCCCUAGAUCUACUUCAUCGCGUUCGCCGGAGAGGUCAUAUCCAGCAGAGACCGCCAGAAACCCGACGCCGCAGGACCAGGCGGCCACCGUUUCCGACAGAUCGCCUGUGCCGACAGCCAAGAGGGAGGUGAACCGAUGUUCCGGCUGCCGGAGGAAGGUGGGCCUCACCGGAUUCAGGUGCCGAUGUGGCGAGCUAUUCUGCGCGGAGCACCGGUACUCCGAUCGCCACGACUGCAGCUACGACUACAAAGCUGCCGGCCGCGAGGCUAUCGCGAGGGAAAACCCCGUGGUCAAGGCGGCAAAGAUUGUUAGGGUCUGA